AGCAGCAACUGAUGAUCCGUCCUCUAUUUUCCCACUACCUUUCCUUACUACCCCACUCUUCUUACUACCGUCAUGAGCAACUAGAACUACAACACUGUGACAGGAUUGGAGUCUUCGGAUCCGAAACAACCCAAUAAAACGUCACUACCAGCCAAAGCCAUUCCCAUUUGAUUUGUUAGAAGUAACAGAAAGAGUUCAGCUAGUAUUCCCGAAUUAGAUUUGUUAAAAUCAAAAAAAAAUAAGGUUGUGCUGCAACGAGAAAAGUCCCGGUCUAUGUCUAAUUAAAGUAACAGAAACAACAAUCAAUACCAAUAAAGAGGACCAAAAUGGCACAGCAUUGGCAAAGCGAUGACUACUACGAGGUUCUCCAGGUGCAGCGGGGAUGCAGCGAAUCCGACAUAAAAAAAGCUUACCGAAAAUUAGCUUUGAAAUAUCAUCCGGAUAAGAAUCCAGGUAUGAAGAGUUGAAUUGAUGAAUGGUUCUGGUAUAAUUUGGUAACCUGAAUUUGAUCCUAAGGGAAAACAAGUAUUACUGACUUUGAAGACUUGUUCAAGUAGAGCAGUCGACUUGACUGCUCCAUUCUGAUUCUUAGUUUCUUCUUGGUGCUGACACACACUACUCACACGCACACAGUGAUAUCAGAUGAAUUUUUAUGUCAGACCCUCCACCUAUGUAGUUGUCCCUUGAUGUUGCUCAGCAUGUUUGUGGUGCGUUGGUAAUUUGAUCCCCAAAAGGAAAUCUACUCGCAGAUGAUCCAGCUGCCGAAGAAGCCUUCAAACGGGUAUCAGAAGCCUAUGAAACCCUAGGGAAUGCGGAGAAAAGGCAAAUGUACGACAGAUUUGGAAAGGAUGGGCCAAGAAUGCAGAGCAGUGGAGGAGGAAUGCCUGGUGGAGGUUAUGGAUGAAAUUCUUCUAUACUGGAGGCAAAUGGUGAUCAUCGUGAUCGCCUAUUUCUUGGCUUAGCGUGUGGCCCCCUCCCUUCUCUACCCCGGUGAUCGUAAUAGUUUAUUUGGCGCCCCCAUGCUCUAAAAUUACUAGCGCCACUGAGUAAUUAAUUACGUUCCUUUACCUAGGUCAGCUUUCGCCUCAUUGAUAAGAGCUAGGCGACGUUGUAGAGUUAUGACAUAAUUUAUUGCACAAAAAGGUCAAGAACAGAAGGAGCUUCCUCUAAUCCCAACAAGGCGGUUUCCACUAUGGCCAAGGUCACGACCCAUUUGGCGGUUUCGGUGGCGGAGCUGGCCCAACGAGUAGCCCCUUUGGCAGAGCAGAUGCGUUUAGUGUCUUCCUUAAGGCUGCCACUGAAGCAUCCUCAACCUCAUUCUUGGCUCUUUUUCUAUAAUACGAAAAGACGCCAAGGAUGCUCCCAAGGAUGCCAAUGGUGCGGUAGCUCUUCUAAUUUCUGGGAUUUUUUUGGGGAUGAAGAUCCAUUCGCAAACUUCUUCAACAAUUCUGGAGCUUUUCAAGGAUUCCAUGGAGGAGGUGCUGGUAGGGGUAGUCAGCAGGGUCGAGCCUUCUUCCAACAGCAAGGAUUUGGAGGAAUGGGCCAACAAAUGGACCCGUUUGGAGGAAGCUUCUUUGGAGGGAACGAUAGCUUUUUUGGAGGUACUACUUAUGCAGCUGAGUAGUUGUAGGAAAUUCGAUUUUGAAGUCAUUUUUCAAGCUAAACAUAGGCUAUGGGUAAUAUGCUUGCUAACAAAGUCAUAUUCUGCGACCGGAUAUCAACCGAAACCAUUCACACCAGGUGGCGGAGGUGGAAGCUUUUCAUCACAGUCCUUUUCGUCAAACGGUUUUGGAGGCGGUACCGUAUUCUCUUCAAUGUCGUCUUCAAGUGGUGGAGGAUUUUACGAACGGAGAUACUUACUAGAAUCAACACUAUCUUUCUAGUAUUCAUCUUCCAGAUAUUCAAUAUAUUAAUAGGCUAGAGUAAGUAAAAUAUCGGGUUUCGAGUUACUCGAGUUGCAACGAGUUGCUCGAGUUGCCGAAGCGAAGGGUUUCAAUUCUUGAACGAGUUGCCACGAGUUACCGGAAGCCAUCCGCUUCACCGGGAUGCGGCGCAGCAGGGCGGUAUGGGCACGGUUGUGGCUGCGCGAAGUGAAGAGGUGGCUGCUUUUGUUGUUGCUCUCUCAUGAGAGGGGCGGCCGGUUGUGAAGGGCUCCCCAGCGAGCCCCCCCGGCUUUUUUUCUUGUUGCGUGUGGGCGCGCGUUCGAAGCACAGCCAGGCACUAAGGGGCCGACGGCUUCGCCUCGUUGUUUUUGUUUGAGGGGAGAGAGUGUCGCUGUGGCUUGUCGUUGGGUCGGUGCCAGUCUCUCCCUCUUUUCUUCGGAUGUGUUCGUGGCCAGUGCGUCUCUUUUGGGACUGGGAGCGAGUUCUGGUUCUCGCCUGCUUUGGAGAACGGCCUACUCAGCCGAGGAAGCAAGUAGAGAAGAGUACGUGGCGGAUGCCUUGCGUGUUUGAUCAAGUGGCUGGGAGGAGUUCCCGAGCUGAGGGUGGUCACUCACUCUCGUCGUUGGUGCGAAUUAAGAAGAAAACCAGGGAGCGGAGGCAUGUCGUUGAAUGUCGUAUGCUCCUGCUAAGGUAUCCCAGAGUCUCACAAAGCUGCGCCCGAAGGGCGCCGCGCAAAAAAUUACGGCGAGCAACUCGAGCAACCCGAGCAACCCGAGAAACUCAACCCGUGACGGGCCAAAAAAUUCCUGAUUCUAUAAUACAUCAACACUAGUAUGACUAUGAUCACUAUCUGGGACCACAGCGAGGACAUCAGCUCAACACACUCUAUAUAUGAUAUAUCCACACGACUAUCAUCUUCUAUAUGAUAUAUCCACAACACACUCUAUAUAUGAUAUAUCCACACGACUAUCAUCUUCGUCAUCUAAUCCCUCGGCGGCACUUCUUCCUCGACUUCGAGUUCGACCAGGACCGUCAAUGGCGUGACGGUGCGGACGACACGGAAAAGCAUACGGCAUGGCGACGGGAGGGUAGAAGAGUCAGUAACAGAGGAACAACAAGGGCCCGACGGACGAUGGCAAACAGUUUCGUCAAGGAAUUCGGCUUCAGGCGGUGGUCAAAUAGGGAAUGGAGGUGGGAUGCCAGGGAUGUUGCAGUGA
Amoebophrya sp. A25 is the source of this 3100-nucleotide messenger RNA. The record is from the annotation of a GenBank genome assembly. Lineage: Eukaryota; Dinophyceae; Syndiniales; Amoebophryaceae.